AUGCGUUUCGGUUCUCAGAUUACCUGGCUCUUGGUCGCCGGGGGUGCCUUGACCUCCGCCGCGAGCAGCUCUUCCUCCGCCGCGAGUAGCUCUUCCUCGGCCGCGAGCAGCUCUUCCACGGCCUGUGCUCUUACCUCUAGCGAUACCCAGGUCCUCCAGUACACCUAUGCACUGUCCGGGUUCCUGAACGGCUUCUAUAAAUCGACUGCCCUCAACUCCACCGUUGCUGCCCAGGUCUCGAACAGCACCAGCGCCUCCAAGGUUCUGUCGAACCUGGAGGGUAUUCAGCGCCUCAACAACUUGACCGAGGAGGCCGUUCGCGAGCUCGGCUCCAAGGCCCCCCGGCUUCACAACAUCUCCGCGUUUGUCCAGUACGCCUACCAGUUCGAGUACACCCUCUCUGGUGCAUUCAUCGGUGCCGCUGGCUACACCACAUCGCCCGAGGUCGCCUUCCUGUUGGCUCGUCUCGCUGCUGAGCACAGUGCUCACGCUACUUAUAUCGGUAGCCGCCUGAACUCCACCAUGUUCCAGUCCAACACCGACUCUCUGGUCUCUGCCUACAGCCCCACUCAGGUCCUCAUGACUGGCAACUCCACUGGCAGCUUGGGAUCUUACUUGGGCGGCUGCGUUUCUGCGCCUACCAGCCCUUGCGGCGCUCUGGAUAUUGGUCCUCUGGAGGCCAACCUUACCUCCAGCGCCGGUGCUAGCUCUUCUACCCCUUUCCAGGGUAGCGCUUCUUCUACCAGCUCCGCUUCGGCCCGCCUACACUAA
Penicillium maclennaniae is the source of this 771-nucleotide messenger RNA. RefSeq lists its product as uncharacterized. Bases 1 to 771 code for a protein of 256 amino acids. The record is from RefSeq and is a predicted model, not a curated record. Lineage: Eukaryota; Fungi; Ascomycota; Eurotiomycetes; Eurotiales; Aspergillaceae. The transcript is spliced from 2 exons.